AUGUCUUACAGAAAGGAGCUGGAAAAAUACCGAGAUCUGGAUGAAGAGGCGAUCCUGGCAGCUCUGACAGAGGAGGAGCUCACCAAGUUAGAGAAUGAGCUGGAAGAGCUGGAUCCUGAUAACGCGUUGCUGCCGGCUGGCCUCAGGCAGCGGGAUCAGACCCAAAAGCCACCCACAGGCCCGUUCAAGAGGGAGGAACUCAUGGCCCACCUAGAAAAGCAGGCAAAGGACAUUAAAGACAGAGAAGACUUGGUUCCUUUCACGGGUGAAAAGAGAGGAAAAGUUUGGAUCCCCAAGCAGAAGCCAAUGGAUCCUGUUUUGGAAAGUGUGACUCUGGAGCCGGAGCUGGAGGAAGCCCUUGCGAAUGCCUCUGAUGCAGAGCUCUGUGACAUUGCAGCCAUCCUUGGUAUGCACACCCUGAUGAGUAACCAGCAGUACUAUGAGGCACUGGGGAGCAGCACCAUUGUCAACAAAGAAGGGCUCAACAGUGUGAUUAAACCCACACAGUACAAACCAGUUCCAGAUGAGGAGCCAAACUCAACUGAUGUGGAGGAAACUCUGAAGCUAAUACAGAGCAAUGAUCCUGACCUUGAGGAAGUCAACCUUAAUAAUAUCAUGAAUAUUCCCAUACCAACCUUGAAAGCUUUUGCAGAAGCAUUGAAAACCAACACCUAUGUGAAGAAGUUCAGUAUAGUUGGGACACGGAGCAAUGACCCUGUUGCUUUUGCACUGGCAGAAAUGCUGAAGGUCAAUAACACACUGAAGAGCCUGAAUGUGGAGUCCAACUUCAUUUCUGGGUCGGGGAUCCUGGCUCUGGUUGAAGCUCUCCAGGGCAACACCUCGCUUGUAGAGCUGCGCAUCGACAACCAGAGCCAGCCCUUGGGCAACCAAGUGGAAAUGGAGAUUGCAAACAUGCUAGAGAAGAACACCACCCUGCUGAAGUUUGGCUACCAUUUCACUCAGCAAGGGCCCCGGCUCCGUGCCUCCAAUGCCAUGAUGAAUAACAAUGACCUAGUGAGGAAGAGGAGGCUUGCAGAGCUGAACGGGCCUAUCUUCCCCAAGUGCAGAACUGGAGUGUAG
Molecule: messenger RNA, 1080 nt
Organism: Indicator indicator
Lineage: Eukaryota; Metazoa; Chordata; Aves; Piciformes; Indicatoridae
Gene: TMOD1
Product: tropomodulin 1
Exons: 9
Coding region: 1-1080 (359 amino acids)
Biological process (GO): myofibril assembly; pointed-end actin filament capping; muscle contraction
Cellular component (GO): striated muscle thin filament; myofibril
Molecular function (GO): tropomyosin binding
Source: RefSeq, a predicted model, not a curated record